CACUAUUUAGGGUCGCGGCAGCGCGGGCGGCGGCCCCAGAAGCGGCGGCGGCAGCGGGAGGCAGUGGUUGGAGUCCUGGGUCCUUGCAGCCAUGAACCCCAACUGCGCCCGCUGCGGCAAGAUCGUGUACCCCACGGAGAAGGUGAACUGCUUGGAUAAGUUCUGGCACAAGGCAUGUUUCCACUGCGAGACCUGCAAGAUGACCCUAAACAUGAAAAACUACAAGGGCUACGAGAAGAAGCCGUACUGCAACGCACACUACCCGAAGCAGACCUUCACCAUGGUGGCAGACACUCCGGAGAACCUGCGCCUAAAGUACCAGACUGAGCUGCAGAGCCCGAUCCGCUACAAGGAGGAGUUUGAGAAGAACAAGGGGAAAGGUUUCUGCGUGGUCACUGACACCCCGGAGCUGCAGAGGAUCAAAAAGAUCCAGGAUCAGAUCAGCGACAUCAAAUACCACGAGGAGUUCGAGAAGAGCCGGAUGAGGCUGAGCCCCAGCGAGGGCGCAGAGCUGGAGCACCGGAAUUUCCAGGAGAGCACCAAUUACCAGAGACCCACGGAGCAGCAGCAGCAGCAGCAGCAGCAGCAGCAGCAGCCUCCGGUCCAUCACAUCCAGCCCAGCAACCCAGUGUACCAGCAGCCGGUGUCCCAGCCCUAUGGCUACAAGGAGCCCGCGGCACCAGCUUCCUCCCAGCUCAGUGCUCCUGCUGGAGGGUGGAAGCGUUUCCGUGCUGUCUAUGACUACAACGCAGCCGAUGAGGACGAGGUCUCCUUCCAGGACGGUGACACCAUCAUCAACGUGCAGCAGAUCGACGAUGGGUGGAUGUACGGCACUGUGGAGCGCACGGGGGACACGGGGAUGCUCCCCGCCAACUACGUGGAGGCUAUUUGAGCCACGGGGAGGGCAUGGGGCAAGGGGCUGAGCCCCAUAGCCAAGCCCCCAGCCCCAGCGGCCUCUCCGGGUGUGCGUGCGUGCGUCUC
Molecule: messenger RNA, 981 nt
Organism: Neopsephotus bourkii (Bourke's parrot)
Lineage: Eukaryota; Metazoa; Chordata; Aves; Psittaciformes; Psittacidae
Gene: LASP1
Product: LIM and SH3 protein 1
Exons: 7
Coding region: 92-892 (266 amino acids)
Cellular component (GO): focal adhesion
Molecular function (GO): actin filament binding
Source: RefSeq, a predicted model, not a curated record